Molecule: messenger RNA, 2798 nt
Organism: Ipomoea triloba (trilobed morning glory)
Lineage: Eukaryota; Viridiplantae; Streptophyta; Magnoliopsida; Solanales; Convolvulaceae
Product: SPX domain-containing membrane protein At4g22990-like
Exons: 11
Coding region: 432-2516 (694 amino acids)
Biological process (GO): transmembrane phosphate ion transport from cytosol to vacuole
Cellular component (GO): plant-type vacuole membrane
Molecular function (GO): transmembrane transporter activity
Source: RefSeq, a predicted model, not a curated record
UCAAUAGCGAUCUAACUUCCAGAGCGACAGUGCCACCUUUGAAAUCCCAGUCUCCUAACCACACAACUCUUCUUCUCCUAUCUUCAGCUCCCGCCCCGCUCUGCCGCCGCCGCCUGACUAGUAAACUCAACCAGAGGUGCGGGACAGAGGAAGACCAAUUCAGGUUUUUGUCUUGGAAAAAGUUGGAGGUGAGGCGGCUGGAUUGUUUCCGCCUUUUCUGUGUGAAAAAAAAACGAUCCGGAAUUCUAGUGAGGAUUUGAACUGGAAUCCGUUCCGUGUCGUGUUGCUGUAGGGCUGUAGCUUGGACUGUGUUAGAUUUUACGCGAAUAUUCCGGAACGGAAUUUCUUCAAGAGUGAAGAUUUGUUUGUCUUUCGUCUGUGUUUGUUGAUGCUCAUCUAGUCCCCCUUCAACACUUUGUAAGAGACUAGAGAUGGUUGCUUUUGGGAAGAAGCUGAAGGAAAGACAAAUUGAAGAAUGGCAAGGAUAUUACAUCAACUACAAAAUAAUGAAGAAAAAGGUUAGGCAGUAUGCGAACCAGAUUGAAGCUGGGGCACUGGAUCGCCGACAUGUUCUCAAGGAUUUCUCCCGAAUGCUGGACAACCAGAUUGAAAAGAUUGUUCUCUUCCUGUUAGAACAACAAGGAGCACUUGCAGGCAGGAUAGCUGAACUCAAUGAACAACAAGAUGCUCUUCAGGAACAACCUGAAAUUGCCAAAAUAAGUGAGCUACGGGAAGCUUAUAGGGCUGUGGGACGUGAUCUUCUAAAACUUCUCUUCUUUGUUGAAAUAAAUGCCAUUGGACUGAGGAAAAUCCUUAAGAAGUUUGACAAACGCUUCGGCUAUAAAUUUACUGAUUAUUAUGUCAAAACUCGGGCUAAUCAUCCUUAUUCACAGCUUCGACAAAUUUUCAAGCAUGUGGGAUUAGGGGCAGUUGUUGGAGCAUUAUCUCGUAAUCUUGCAGAACUUCAAGAUCGUCAGGGAAGCUACUUAUCUAUAUAUGACCAGCCUGCUCUUCCGCUUCAGGAUCCUGUUGUUGACUCAAUAAAAGCUGCGGCUGAUAGAUUAACUCAUUCAACAAACUUCCUGAAUUUUUUGGGUCAACAUGCACUUAUAAUGCAAGAGGAAUUACCUAGUCCUGCUGAAGAAGAUGUUGUUGAUCAAAGAUACCAUUUUAUGUCACUCCUGUUGAACCUGGCAAACACUUUCCUUUAUAUGGUAAAUACAUAUAUUAUAGUUCCAACAGCAGAUGACUAUUCUAUGAGCCUUGGCGCUGCAGCAACAGUUUGUGGUAUUGUGAUUGGAUCAAUGGCAGUUGCACAAGUUUUCUCAUCAGUGUAUUUCAGUGCUUGGUCGAACAAGUCUUACUUUAGACCUUUGGUAUUUAGCAGUAUAGUUCUUUGUAUAGGCAAUGCCUUGUAUGCACUGGCCUAUGACAUGCAAUCAUUACCAAUUCUUCUUAUAGGCAGAUUAUGUUGCGGUUUGGGUUCAGCCAGAGCUGUGAACCGAAGGUAUAUCAGUGACUGUGUGCCACUUAAAAUCCGUAUGCAGGCUUCUGCAGGUUUUGUCAGUGCUAGUGCUCUUGGAAUGGCAUGUGGUCCAGCACUUGCUGGGUUGCUUCAAAGUAAUUUUAAAAUUUUCAACCUGACAUUCAACAAAGAAACUUUACCUGGUUGGGUCAUGGCUUUCGGAUGGUUAAUAUAUCUGGUAUGGUUAUGGAUCUCAUUUAGAGAACCAGUGCUUGAGACUGAAGAAAACCCCGUUCCACAGGAAUCUAAUGCUGAUAGUGAUGUGGUUGAGAAGGGUCUCGCACAACCACUGCUCAUAAAAUCCAACGAACAAGAUGAUGGUGAUGGCAACCAAGAAUAUGAUGAGAGUGAAGAAGCUCCAGAGGAGUCUCGAUUACCAGUCAACUCUAUUGCUGCAGCAUACAGAUUACUCACUCCCUCUGUGAAGGUUCAACUGUUGAUUUACUUUAUGCUGAAAUAUGCUAUGGAGGUUUUACUCUCAGAAUCUAGUGUUAUUACAGAAUACUACUUCCAGUGGUCAACCGGCACUGUGGCAAUUUUUCUAGCAUGUCUUGGCUUAACAGUUCUUCCAGUAAACGUUAUCGUUGGAAGCUACAUAAGUAACAUGUUCCAGGAUAGGCAAAUUUUAUUGGCAUCCGAAAUUAUGGUUUUGCUGGGCAUAGUCCUAAGCUUUCAAGUAAUCAUCCCGUAUUCUGUGCCACAGUAUGUCAUCUCUGGGCUGAUAAUGUUUGUAUCUGCAGAGGUUUUGGAAGGUGUCAAUCUAUCGCUCCUCUCCCGAGUCAUGUCGUCGAGGCUUUCUCGUGGAACCUACAAUGGUGGCCUCUUGUCGACAGAAGCAGGCACAAUUGCUCGAGUUAUCGCAGAUGGUACUAUAACCCUGGCUGGUUAUUUGGGGCAGAGCAGACUGUUGAAUGCCACACUUGUUCCUUCACUUCUCAUUUGCAUAGCAUCCAUUACUGCCACAUGCUUUACCUACAAUUCCUUGUACUGAUUUUGGGUGCUGCUAUUUAGAACAAUGAUUUCAAUCCCCAAAAUCCCUAUUUUUUAAUUGAUUGUUUUUAGCACUUUAUUUCCAUUUAUUGUCAAAUUAAACUUGUAUAGGUAUUGCUUGUGCCAACUACAAAAUAUUAAUAUACAGUCCCCAUUCAUGCUUCCCCUAGCCCCAGUGCCUAUUGCUCUUUAGACUUUAGUCAUAUUAAGGCAGAAAAUGCAACUUGUGACAAUGUUGUACCGAAAUUUGUGUCAUCUGACAAUAUUGUACUACAUUUGUCAA